AUGCCCCUGGUGGUACAAAAUAUCCAGAAAGUUCUCAAGCCAACUGGUCGUAUAUUGUUCCGCGAUUAUGCAACUGGUGAUCUUGCUCAGGAAAGGUUCACUGGCAAGGAGCAAAAAAUCAGUAAAAAUUUCUAUGUUAGGGGAGAUGGCACUCGAGCUUUCUACUUCUCGGACGAGUUCUUAAGAAAUCUUUUCCUACAAGAUGGGUUUGUCAUGGAAGAACAUGUCUUGUGUUGCAAGCAAGUGGAAAACAGAUCCAAAGAGAUUAUAAUGAACCGGCGGUGGAUUCAAGCUGUUUUUCGGGUGGUUAAUGACAAUAACAUUAGUGUUACCGUGCCUGAAGAUGAACAUAAGGAUCUAAAUAGGGAUUCGGCGGAAACUAAGAAAGAUGAUGCCGAUGGGUUUGAAAUUGACAUGUCCGAAGGAAUGGCCUUAGAAAUGUUCGAUAUUUCAUCUUCCAGUGAAGAGAUAGUCGAGCUUUCCAUAAACGACCUCCUUUUCAAGAUAAAAGUUCUUUCGAAGGAAUACCAACACACAUGCACAUCGACCGGCCUGAUGCUUUGGGAGUCCGCUCGGCUGAUGGCCUCCAUACUCGCCACAAAUCAGGGGAUUAUUGCCCGAAAAAAAGUUCUAGAGCUCGGGUGUGGAUGUGUGGGAAUUUGCUCGAUGAUAGCCGCUCGAUCGGCCGAUCUUGUGGUGGCCACCGAUGGAGACCCAAAAGCCCUCAAUCUCUUGGCCCAAAACAUAUCCGCAAAUACGGAAUCAAAUCUGCUCGAUCGUCUAACCGUGAAGAAGCUCGAGUGGGGGAAUAAAAAUGAUACAGAGGCCGUAAAAAAACAUAACGAGGAAGGUUUUGACGUAAUUAUUGGUACCGACGUGACUUAUGUAUCCGAAUCAAUUUUGCCAUUAUUUGCGACCGCUAAGGAAUUGGUUUCGAAGGGUGGACAUACUGAAAACGAGAAUGGGCCGGUUUUAGUGUUGUGUCACGUUUUGCGUAGGGUUGAUGAGCCUUCUAUAGUCUCGACUGGAUCGAAAUACGGGUUCGAGCUGGUGGACAGAUGGCCCGAUCGCACCUCAGGAGGCUCGUCUGAGGGUGUUAUUAGGAAUUGGAUUUCUGAUGAUCGCCGGUUUGAACUUCCAUCCACCGCGCUUAACAUUAUGUAUUUUCGGUUCGGUUUAGAUUGA
Striga hermonthica is the source of this 1185-nucleotide messenger RNA. The record is from the annotation of a GenBank genome assembly. Lineage: Eukaryota; Viridiplantae; Streptophyta; Magnoliopsida; Lamiales; Orobanchaceae.